AUGGGUUUGCUCGCUUUGGGGACUCCACUAGUUUGGAACGAGUCGAGAGAAUAUAAUGAUUUUAUUAGGGAAAAGGGUGUCCAGUACAUUCUGAAUGUCUUCAAGAAUGCGGGGGAACGAGAUCAUGAUGAGUUGUACUGGGGUGAUGAAAUCGAGUACAUGUUAAUUGAGUUCAAUGAAUGGUCGAAACAGGCGAAAUUGGACAUUGUCCACGACAACCUUUUAACCGUGUUGAACACUGACACAGCGACUGAUUUGAACGGCGUCUCUGAUGAAAACAUCAACUACUACAGACUGUGUCUCGACAACGACGUCAACUUCCACCCGGAGUACGGUAGAUUCAUGCUGGAAGCCACGCCAUUGAACCCAUACUUGAACCUCAAUGGGAACUAUAACUAUGUGGAAUACAACAUGAAGGUCAGAAGAGAACUCGCUGAGGACAUUAUUUCCAAUUACAAUGAAAAUUCAAAGAGCAUUAAGUACAAACCUCUGACCAUCACUUCUUUCCCACGAUUGGGGACAAACAAUUUUAUUAACGUGGACGAAAAAUUGGUCUGGAACCACAAGAACAAUGCUUCACGUUCACUUUUUUUACCAGAUGAAGUGAUUAAUAGACACAUCAGAUUUCCCACUCUGACCUCGAAUAUAAGGGAAAGACGUGGUGAAAAAGUGGCAAUGAAUAUCCCAAUGUACAAAGAUAUGAACACACCGGACCACGAUGACACAAUCUAUCAAAGAGAUUGGUUUCCAAGAGAAGAUGCAGAGGCAGCUGGAGCUUCAAAGAAGGACCAUAUUUAUAUGGACUCCAUGGGAUUCGGUAUGGGAUGUUCAUGUUUACAAACUACUUACCAGGCACCAAACAUCAAUGCAGCCAGGUACUUAUACGAUUCAUUAGUUAAUUUUGCUCCUAUUUUCUUAGCACUAUCUUCUGCUGCACCAUUUUUCAAAGGUUGGUUAGCCGAUCAAGACGUUAGAUGGAAUGUUAUCUCUGGGGGAACUGACGACAGAACUCCAAGAGAAAGGGACACAGAAUCUGUCUUGCCACAAUAUAACAUUGGUGGACUAGGGAACAUCGCAAAGGACAAAUACAACAAAGUACAAUCGCUCCCAAAAGCUAGGUAUAGUCACGUCGAUUUAUUUUUAGGUGGUAACAAAUUUUUUAAGAGAACUUUUAACGAUACUAAUGUGCCUCUAAACGAAGAUUUGUUAAAAGUGCUGUUGGAAAAUGAUAUUGCACCAAUGGAUUAUGAUAUGGCCAAACAUUUUUCUCAUUUGUAUGUCAGGGACCCACUAGUUAUUUUCGAGGAAAAUAUUAAUGACAAAACCGACGGUUCCUUACAGAAUCAUUUCGAAAAUAUCCAAAGUACAAAUUGGCAAACAUUAAGAUUUAAACCACCAACUCUAGAUGCCACUCCAGAUAAUAAGUCAGUUCCAGGUUGGAGAGUAGAAUUCAGACCUCUGGAAGUACAACUAACAGAUUUCGAAAAUGCAGCAUAUUCAAUUUUUAUUUAUUUACUAGUAGAGUCCAUAUUAAAAUUUUCAGACUCACUAAAUCCAUACUUAUCAAUGAGUAAGAUAUGGCAGAAUAUGGACACUGCUCAUAAGCGUGAUCCAAUAUCUUCUCAAAAAUUCCAUUGGAAAACAACAUUUAAUAAUGCUUUGAAUCCAGAGGGUAAAACUGAAGAAUUAGUCAUUGAUGAGAUUUUCCACAACAAAGAAAAUGGUAUUUUCCAAAUUUACAUCAAUCCAAUUUUAAUAGAUAAGAAAAUAAUAGAAAAAGAUUGGAAGGAACUGAAACAUUCGAGUAAAUACUUAAGAUUAUAUUACUAUCUGAAAUUAAUAUCUGAUAGAGCUAGUAAAAAACUGCCUUCAGUUGCAAAUUACUUAAGAUCCUUUAUAUUAUCUCAUCCAGAGUACCAUCAGGAUUCAAGAAUAUCCGAAAUAAUUAAUUUUGACUUAUUGGAAAUGUGUGAUAGAAUAACCCACUUUGACAACUCAAGGAAUGAAAUGGACUCAUAUUUUGGUAAAGAACUUACUGAAUAUCUUUUAAAUAAUGAUGUAUCAUAUUAA
Molecule: messenger RNA, 2070 nt
Organism: Tetrapisispora phaffii CBS 4417
Lineage: Eukaryota; Fungi; Ascomycota; Saccharomycetes; Saccharomycetales; Saccharomycetaceae
Gene: GSH1
Product: glutamate--cysteine ligase
Exons: 1
Coding region: 1-2070 (689 amino acids)
Biological process (GO): glutathione biosynthetic process
Molecular function (GO): glutamate-cysteine ligase activity
Source: RefSeq, a predicted model, not a curated record